Molecule: messenger RNA, 1719 nt
Organism: Trypanosoma theileri
Lineage: Eukaryota; Euglenozoa; Kinetoplastea; Trypanosomatida; Trypanosomatidae
Exons: 1
Coding region: 1-1719 (572 amino acids)
Source: RefSeq, a predicted model, not a curated record
AUGACGGUUCGCUAUCCUGAGGCGAUGUACUACCCCACUGUGGAGCUCUCACAGGUGGGGCCGGAUUGCGAUGUGUUUGCGCAGGUGCCGUAUCUGCGGGGUCUCCGCAUGUCUGCCCCGCAAGUGAUUUACCAGCCGCCGACGGUUGGGGCCCUGCGGGCUGCGGGGGUCCCCGGGGGUUUGGGAGGCGGAGGAAGCGGGGAGGACUUGGAGGCGGGCCGGGACCUGCCGGUCAUCACCCUCUCCGUGGAGUGCGGCCCCUCCCGUGGGGUGUCGGCCUCCACCUCUGGCCUCUACACCGCGGGAUUCCUGCGGCCGCCGGAGCGGGAUGGGGUCGACGGUCUCGUGGAGGAGUUCCAGCGGUUCCGCCGCACCCCCUCCGACCAGGGGUACUGGAGCGAGGAGUAUUGGAAGGCCAUCCAGGCAGAUGAUACCAAGAAUAACAGUAAAACCAACAAUGAAGGGAGUGGUGGGGGGAUCCGCAGUACGCGUACUCCGUCUGUUCGGACGUCACAAUCACAACCACCACCACAACGAAGACGACCUCAAGGUACCAACAACGGCGGUGGAAUGUGUUUCCCAGGAAAUUGCCUGGCGCCGGCGGUUCGGCAACCCCGUCGUACUCCGCAGAAACGGGGAGGGACUAAUACUAGUGGUGGUCCUGCACGCAGUGAACAAGUGAAACUCCUUGGCAUGCAUCCAAUGCUGACCCCACCGUCCGAUACUCCUAGUAACAGUAUCUCCUCGAAUAUCUGGCCAAAAGCAACUAAAACCACGUAUCGCUCUGAUGUAAGAAUAAAGAGAGGGCGGGCAGCUCGUGCAACAUCCCGAAAUGUCACUGAGGUAGGCCAACAAAAGCAGAAAAAGGGAGUUACAACAGACGACAAUUCCAGGUUACCAAAACAUCUUAGAGGUGGAAAAGAAGUGACCUCACCAGUUGAAUCGCAUUCUAUGCGUGCUAGUGCAAGUAGAAUGUCGUAUGGUAGAUGUACUGUACGUUGCGUCCAUUCACCAUCGAAUGUGAACUCAUACAGACCCAGUGUUCAUUGUGUAGAUGACGUGGAUCCACUAUCAGGUAGGAGCUCAUUUGUACAUAGUGUUUAUUAUUAUGAUGGUGUGGAUCCACCAUCUACUAAGAGCUCAUUCGUACGUAGUCUUUAUUGUGUAGAUGACAUGCAUCCACAAUCAAAUAGUAGCUCAUUCGCACAGAGUGUUAGACUACCAGAGUCUGGUUUGAUAGCACAGUAUAGUGGUGGUGGUGGUGGUGGUGGUGACCCAAUCGAAUAUCCGAAUCAUGUAUUUCCACCUGCACAGGCGGGUGUACAAGUCACAAGGAAAGAAACGGCAGCUACUGCUCGUGUAGGGUCAAGUCUUGCUGCACCCGGGAGUCCACUCGCUGGCACUUCAGGUGCAGCUAAUGCUACUAUGAGCACCAAUACGUACUCAUCAUUGGCUUUUACCAGCAGAAAAGAGAGCACAACGCAAAAACCUUCAUUAGUGUCUUUUGGACAAAACAAUUCGGGAGCCCUAAAGUCUGCUGUAAUUGAACAAAAAGAGUCCACUAGUGCGGCUAACGCAGACAAUGUACCUUCUGAAAAAGAUAAUGGAAGUUCGGGAUUGCCUGUAGAAAUUUCACGCUCCAAGGACCAACCAACCGAACCUACCGUGCUCUUACAAAACGAUAACAAACCUAGGACGAGCUGCUGUGUACUGAUGUGA